Amoebophrya sp. A25 is the source of this 1780-nucleotide messenger RNA. The record is from the annotation of a GenBank genome assembly. Lineage: Eukaryota; Dinophyceae; Syndiniales; Amoebophryaceae.
GAAGACUUCAGUUUCAUCAUUCCUUGAACGAUUCACAACUGUUCUCAACAAAGAUCUUACUAUUAAUAUAGUGACAAAAAUGUCUCAGAGGUUUACCGCUAUCACGAUAGGUCUCCGGCAAAAAUCUCUUGCACUCAACUGAACUUUCGCAGGAAGGUGGUAUCUCUGAAGAUAAAAAAUAUCUCAGGAGAAAAACAAAGCUAAACAACGUUUUUUAAACAAAAGGAUUCUAUUAAGUACUUGAAAGAAUUUGAUUUAAAUUUCACUAACCCCCAAAUCACAACUUAUUUCAAAAUGGGUAAAGGCGGAAAAGGUAAGGGCGGCCCGAAGGGUGUCAGCAAGGGUGAUGGCAAGAAGGGCGGCAAAGGAAAGGGCGGCGCCAAGGGCGGCAAGGGAGGCAAAGGAAAGGGAAAGGGAGGCAAGAAGGGCGGCGGUAAGAAGGGAGGAGCGGCCGCUGUCGUGAUCAAGCCCCACGAGCGAUUCGAACGUGUCUACAUCGCCUCUGCCAAGGACGACUCCAUGGUCACCAAGAACAUGGUCCCUGGUGAAUCCGUCUACGGCGAGAAGCGCAUUAGCGUCGAGUCCGAUGCCCUCCCGACUGUCGAAGGCGCCAAGCCGGAGAAGGUUGAGUACCGUGUUUGGAAUCCGUUCAGAUCCAAGUUGGGCGCUUCCAUCGUCGGUGGUAUCCAGUAUAUGCCCAUCAAGGAAGGCUCAAAAGUCAUCUACCUCGGCGGCGCUAGCGGUACUUUUUUAAAAUAUGUAAAAUGAUUGGCUUUUGCUAUUGCUAUUGCUUGAAAGAAAAAACGACCUUCAUUUUUAAUCGCGGUUUGGAUAUAACGAUCGCUCCAUCCACUUUGAUGAAUCACGAACAGUAUCAAUUCUAGUGCUAGUACGUAGUAGUAUAAUUCUGUCCAUAUUUACAAUAUAUAUUCCAUCAUUUCCUUAUCAAGAAUCGACAACACCGUCAACUACAACGUUCCUACUUAUCCCCCAAUCCACUUCAAACUAUAGGAACCACCGUCUCCCACGUUUCCGACAUGGUUGGCCCGACUGGGGUUGUCUACGCUGUGGAAUUUUCGCAUAGAUGUGGUCGUGAAUUGACCAACAUGGCUAAAAAGCGACCGAACGUUGUCCCCAUCGUCGAGGAUGCCCGAUUCCCGAUGAAGUAUCGCAUGCUCAUCGGCGCCUGCGACGUCCUUUUUGCGGACGUGGCUCAGCCAGAUCAGGCAAGAAUCUGUGCUUUGAAUGCUAGCAUGUUUUUGAAGAACAACGGUUGGUUCAUCAUCUCCAUUAAGGCGAACUGCGUCGACUCAACAGCGGCACCGGAAGCAGUGUACGCGAGCGAGAUCGACAAGAUGAAGAAGGAGAUGAUGAAGCCGAAGGAAUACUUGACUUUGGAGCCGUACCAUCGUGAUCACUGCGUCGUGGUCGGAGUGUACCGAGGAGACAAAAAGAAAAAGGAUGAGAAGAAGUAAGGAGCUCGUCGAAAAGUUACUAGAAGUUAAUAUUUCUCGAGCCAAUGUGUACGUGACUUCUUACCUCACACAUUGUUCACAAUAAACCAACAGCUAAAACUGCUGUUUAAAAUGCAUGCAUGAUGUAACUCUAUUAAAAAGUCCUUCCUAGUAACUAUAAUUUAGUAGAAUGAUAAUUUGCCCAAAAAUCUACAUUUUACGAAAGAAGACUACACAUUUAUGUUGCUGGACUACUUCUGCAUUACUCCAUGAUCUGUUGCAAGCUACCGGAACUAGAUGUUGCCAUGAAGAACCCGAGACGCUAU